Messenger RNA from Talaromyces stipitatus ATCC 10500, 1090 nucleotides. RefSeq names its product RTA1 domain protein, putative. The transcript is spliced from 4 exons. Bases 158 to 1042 code for a protein of 294 amino acids. Gene Ontology annotation, cellular component: fungal-type vacuole; plasma membrane. NCBI's taxonomy places the organism in Eukaryota, Fungi, Ascomycota, Eurotiomycetes, Eurotiales, Trichocomaceae. The record is from RefSeq and is a predicted model, not a curated record.
AAACUAUUUUUCCUUUCAUAAUUAUAUAUCAUUAGUGCUUCACCCAGUGAUCAGCUCUCCUCUCCUUUCUACUUCUACCUCCAAAUCGGCCUGUCGUUCGUUCAUCAUCUGUUUUCCUUACAUUUAAUAGAUAGACAGAGGGAGACCGCGCUCUACAAUGUCUUCACCGUUAGAAAUCGAACUGCAAAACAACUGCCAUGCAUGGGAUCCGGCACUUUACAACGAUACCAAUUAUGGCUAUGUACCAUCUCUCGCUGCCGGAAUUGUCUUCACUGUACUGUUCGGUCUGUCUAUGAUUGCGCACACUGUACAAUUUAUUUGGACACGAUGGUGGUGGUGCUCUGUAUUCUCAGUUGGAGCUAUGGUUGAGGUUCUAGGUUGGGCAGGACGAGCCUGGUCCUCUCAGUGUCCAUAUAUGCUGACACCCUUUCUUAUGCAAAUAUCUACUCUCAUCAUUGCACCGGCCUUCUUCACAGCCGGCAUCUACGUUAUUCUGGGCCGUUUGAUUAACGUCCUCGGCCGCUCCUCCUCCAUCUUGAGUCCCGCGCUCUAUCUCUGGAUCUUCUGCACCUGCGACAUCAUCUCACUCGUCGUCCAAGCCAUUGGCGGUGGAAUGGCAUCUAGUGAAGCCGGUAAGGUCGAUGGCGACACCAAACCAGGAACCGAUAUCAUGGUUGCCGGUAUCGUAUUCCAACUAGCAUCCAUCACCGUCUUCGCUGUCUGCGUGUUCGACUUUUUACGCCGUAUCUUGAAACAAAGACUCCUACGAACUGUGCAAGGCAAUGUUACGCCGCUGCUUCUGGCUAUGAUGUUUUCCAUUGUGCUCAUCUAUAUCCGAAGUAUUUAUCGUGUUAUUGAGUUGGUGCAGGGCUGGUCAGGAUAUUUGAUCACUCACGAAGCUUACUUCAUUGCCUUGGAUGGAUCUAUGAUGGUUCCUGCUGUUGCAAUCUUCAACUUCGUGCAUCCCGGAUGGUUUAUGCCUACGAGGAAAUCGGUAGAUGACUUUGAACAGGUGUCGAUGAAUGAGAGAUUAGUUACAUGACUGUUGCAUUUCAUUUGAAGCUCUCCUAGAUCGCAGACGCAUUGUUGG